This is a messenger RNA of Rubroshorea leprosula, 344 nucleotides long. The record is from the annotation of a GenBank genome assembly. Lineage: Eukaryota; Viridiplantae; Streptophyta; Magnoliopsida; Malvales; Dipterocarpaceae.
GGCUGAAAAUAUAGCAUUAAUAUUUGACAUAAAUAUGUGAAAUCCCUUAUCCUUAUCAAUUAUUUCUUAUUCAGGUGCUUGAGGAUGGUGUUCUAGAUCCAGAAACAACAGUGGUGACUAUAUUCCCAACUCCCAUAUGUUAAUGUUCCUCUUAGUUGGAGAAUGAGACAACAUGAGAAGGUGCUUGCGGUUGGUGUUCUGGAUACAGAAACAACAGUGGUCUCUAUCUUCCCGUCUCCUAUGCAUUAUGCAGGUCCGACUGAAGUUCAAUGGCAUGCAAAAGCUCAUAUAAAUGCUUGAAAAUGUUUCCCUAAGCUUAGUGCCAGUAAAACUGAGGAAUGUUA